This is a messenger RNA of Scheffersomyces amazonensis, 1458 nucleotides long. Its product is annotated as GPI-anchor transamidase. Lineage: Eukaryota; Fungi; Ascomycota; Pichiomycetes; Serinales; Debaryomycetaceae. The transcript has a single exon. The record is from RefSeq and is a predicted model, not a curated record. Gene Ontology annotation, cellular component: endoplasmic reticulum membrane; mannosyltransferase complex. Gene Ontology annotation, molecular function: GPI mannosyltransferase activity; alpha-1,6-mannosyltransferase activity. Bases 33 to 1286 code for a protein of 417 amino acids. Gene Ontology annotation, biological process: GPI anchor biosynthetic process.
GCCUUUAGGUAAAGAAUGUAUACUCAACACAAAUGAGUUACCAAAUACCGAUAGGGAGAUUAAGUAAAACAUUUCUUCUCAUAAAGUUAAUUCAAUUGAUAAUUAUUUAUUUUACUCCGAUCCAAUUUGAUACAUCAUCUCAAAUAAUUAUUUCAAAAUUAUCAUCUCCAUCUAUAUAUAUACCAAAUAUAUUUAAAGUAAUAAUUGAUAAAGUACUUGUAUGGGAUUCUGUAUAUUUUAAUGAUUUAUUUGUUAAUGAAUAUAAAUAUGAACAUCAAUAUGUAUUUUGCCCAUCAUGGCUAUCAUUCAUAAGGAAUUUGCCUGGUCCUUCAUUAUAUUAUGAUAAAUUUAUUAUUUCACUCAUAUUUUCAAAUAUCUUUCAUUAUCUUAGUAUAAUUGUUUUAUACUAUCUCACCAUCGAAGUAUUUAAUGGUCGUCGUCCUCAUUCCGAGAAAGAUCAAUUAAGUCAAUUAUCAUCUAUUUAUCUCAUAAUUUCAACGGCUGGAGUAUUUCUAACUAUUAAUUAUUCGGAAAAUUUAUGUAAUUUCUUAAGCUACUUAGCUUUGCUUACAUAUUAUAAAGGAGUGAAUUAUAAUGAUGUGACGAAAUCUACUCAAAGAAGUAAAAAAUCAAUUAGAAAUUAUACAUUUUACUUCCUAAGUGGGAUUAUAAUAGCGAUCAAUUUUACAGUAAGAGCAAACACACUCCUUAUGGGAGUAAUUUAUCUUAUCGAUGUAUAUGAUUUUUACAUUGUUAGUAAUGAUUUGAAUUCUACUUGUUGGUCGAUAAUCACAGGACUCCCACUAUUCUUCACAUUUGUAAUUACAAAUAUUAGAAAUUAUCUUCAGUUUUGUCCACAACGAGGUGAAUGGUGUAAUUCUAGACUUCCAAUAUUAUUUCUGUUUGUUCAACAAGAAUAUUGGAAUAAUGGAUUCUUAACUUAUUGGACUAUCAAUAAUAUUCCAAACUUUCUUCUUAUUAUUCCAACAUUACUAAUUCAAAUUCAAUCUAUUCAUUAUUUCUAUAUUGAAUUACCAAGAAUUAAAAAAGUAUUCCCAGUAUUGAUUCUUACCAUCUUAGUUAAUAUCGGAGCUGUUUUCUUUUGGAAUGCCCAAAUUUUGACAAGAGUAGUUACAUUUUUACCUUUACUGUUUUGGUAUUGUAGUAUUCACUAUAUUGAAGAGAAAACUACCACAAAAUUGGUAAGUCGAACAAUUGCUUAUUAUAAUUUAGGUUGGAUAUUUCUUCAAACUAGCUUAUUAGCUGCUUUCCUUCCCCCUGCAUAGAUGCUUUCUAAAUAGCAUCUCCCAUAAAUAAUAUUAAUUAAAUAAGUACCUUGAUAGUAAUGUUGAUUUUGUGGUAGUUAUAAACACAUGUUUUCAUACAUAAAUGGAACUUUGAUGAGUUCUUUGGCGAUUACUGGAUACUGGUGAGUAACCACUACUCGCUCAUACUACU